Molecule: messenger RNA, 946 nt
Organism: Opisthocomus hoazin
Lineage: Eukaryota; Metazoa; Chordata; Aves; Opisthocomiformes; Opisthocomidae
Source: RefSeq, a predicted model, not a curated record
UCCAGCUGGUGAGCCUGCUGCUGAUUGGAAUUGCGGCAUGGGGAAUUGGCUUUGGCCUCAUCUCUAGUUUCAGAGUUGUUGGAGUGGUAAUUGCAGUAGGAAUCUUCCUGUUCCUUAUUGCAUUAGUUGGAUUGAUUGGUGCAGUGAAACAUCAUCAAGUAUUGCUGUUCUUUUAUAUGAUUAUUCUUCUGCUAGUCUUUAUUGUCCAGUUCUCUGUCUCCUGUGCCUGUUUGGCACUAAAUAAGAAACAGCAGAGUCAACUUCUAGAGGUGGGAUGGAAUAACACUAACAGCGCGAGAACAGAUAUUGAGAGAAAUCUGAAUUGUUGUGGAUUCAGAGUUUUUCGUCCAAAUGAAACCUGCUUCUCUGAUUGUUUUAGAAGUCGCCAGUGUCAACCAUGUGCACCAAUAAUAGAAGAAUAUUCUGGAAAGGUGCUGACAUUUGUUGGAGGCAUAGGACUGUUCUUCAGUUUCACAGAGAUUCUGGGAGUAUGGCUGACUCAUAGAUACAGGAACCAAAAGGAUCCCCGUGCAAACCCUAGUGCAUUUCUUUAAUGAGUAAUAAAAGACUGAAUCUUCUGCACUCUCUACUUCAAAACAGUGAUUCUCUGUAGUUUGGUAUUUCUCCAUAAUAGGGAUUUUACAUGUAGCCAAAAGAAAACUUUAUUUCCAUAAAAAAAUUGUAGUUUUCAUAUUUAAUUUCCCAGUAUUUUUCUUCUAAGAAUCUGCGUCUUGAAGUAGUCUGAUGCGUUCAGUAGCUGGGCAGAGUCAAACUGCUUCUCUGAGCUGGUUGAAUAACUCUGUUAAGACUUCGCUAAGUGAUGUGGUGACCGCUGUACCACGAGUUUUAUAGCGCUAACUGGGUCCUCUGGUGUCCAAAACAACCCAAAAGUAUUUUCUGCUGUAUUCAUUGAUUACAAAAAUUCACAUGAUUUCUCAUUAAAAUG